AUUUAAGUUUAGAAAAUGUUUUUAAUGUGUGCACAUUUAGGCAUUAUAACAGGCCUAACAGUUUUUGUUAUUAUUUUAUAUGAUUUUGAUAGAAAAAGAAGAUUAGAUCAAUGUUAUAAUUAUAAAGUACAAAAAAAACGAGCUGAAAUCAAACUCAAAGAAACAGAUGAAUUUAGAUACAGAUUGAUGGCAUUUCCUAUAUCAAAUAAAAUUAAAUACAUAAAAAAAUUUGUAAUACGAGAAAUACAAAAAGGUGAAGAAUAUAUGGUCCAAAAUAACUAUACCAAAGCAGUAGAACAUUUUGCAAAUGGUUUAAGUAUGAUAGAUCGUGAUCACAAACUCAUUAAUAAUUUAUCUAAAAAUGUGACACAGGAAAUGUGUAUAGAAAUAAAAAAUCAAGUGCAGAAAAUACAAACUAUGUUAGCAAAGAUAAAAAUGUUGAAAUCGUAAUAAAUUACCUUAGCUUUA
Aphis gossypii (cotton aphid) is the source of this 468-nucleotide messenger RNA. RefSeq lists its product as uncharacterized. The transcript has 2 exons. Gene Ontology annotation, biological process: protein targeting; tRNA import into mitochondrion; protein import into mitochondrial matrix. Bases 16 to 450 code for a protein of 144 amino acids. Lineage: Eukaryota; Metazoa; Arthropoda; Insecta; Hemiptera; Aphididae. Gene Ontology annotation, molecular function: transmembrane protein transporter activity. The record is from RefSeq and is a predicted model, not a curated record. Gene Ontology annotation, cellular component: mitochondrial outer membrane translocase complex; mitochondrial outer membrane.